Messenger RNA from Lacerta agilis (Sand lizard), 4597 nucleotides. RefSeq names its product neuralized E3 ubiquitin protein ligase 4 (gene NEURL4). Lineage: Eukaryota; Metazoa; Chordata; Lepidosauria; Squamata; Lacertidae. Gene Ontology annotation, molecular function: ubiquitin protein ligase activity. The record is from RefSeq and is a predicted model, not a curated record.
AUGCUGGGCGGCGGCCUCGGCCCGGGCGGGGAGCGGCCGGGUCCCGGCUCUGGGGUCUCUUCGGCGGCGCUGCCGCUGCUUCACCCUCGCACGGGGCGGCUGGUGACGGUGUCUCGGGGCGGCCGCAGCGCCGCCCGCUCGCAGCCCGGCCAGGAGUUCAACCACGGGCUCGUCCUCAGCAGGGAGCCCCUCGCCCCGGGGGCCGUCUUCACCGUCCGCAUCGACAGGAAGGUUAAUUCCUGGAGCGGCUCCAUUGAGAUUGGCGUGACGGCCUUGGACCCGAACCACCUCGACUUCCCCAGCAGCGCCACGGGCCUCAAGGGCGGCUCCUGGAUCAUCUCGGGCUGCUCGGUGCUGCGGGACGGGCGCUCUAUCCUGGAGGAGUAUGGGCAGGACCUGGACCAGCUGGGCGAGGGCGACCGCGUGGGGAUCCAGCGCACGGCCAACGGGGAGCUGCGCCUCUGGGUCAACGGGCAGGACUGCGGCGUGGCCGCCACGGGCAUCCCCCUCCACGUCUGGGCCGUGGUGGACCUGUACGGCAAGUGCACACAGAUCACGGUGGUGCCCAGCAGCCCCGAGGAGGCGGAAGAGGCAGUCGCGCACGAUGAAGCUCUGGACCUGCCUUGCAACCAGAACCGGCCGGAUAAAUUUCCCAACAGCUUGGAGUCGGAGAACGGGUUCUCCAGCAUGGAGCUGUCGGAGGUCGUGAGCAACGCCAUCCUGUCGGCCUACAACGGGAGCCUGCUGAACGUCAGCCUGGGCAGCCCGCCCUCGGACUCUGCCUCCUGCGGAGCCCCACCCAUGACCUCCAACGACGCCCUCCUCUUCCACGAAAAGUGCGGCACCCUCAUCAAGCUCAGCAACAACAACAAGACGGCCGAGCGGAGGCGCCCGCUGGACGAGUUCAACAACGGCGUCGUCAUGACCAACCGUCCGCUGCGGGACAACGAGAUGUUUGAGAUCCGAAUCGACAAGCUGGUGGACAAGUGGUCGGGAUCCAUUGAAAUCGGGGUGACUACCCACAAUCCUAACAACCUGGAGUACCCAGCCACCAUGACCAACCUGCGCUCAGGAACUAUCAUGAUGAGCGGCUGUGGCAUCCUGACCAAUGGGAAAGGGACACGGAGAGAGUACUGCGAGUUCAGCCUGGAUGAGCUGCAGGAAGGAGACCACAUCGGCUUGACCAGGAAGUCCAACAACGCGCUUCACUUCUACAUCAACGGCAUCGACCAAGGCGUGGCGACCACCCUCACCCCGCUCGUGGUCUAUGGUGUGGUGGACCUCUACGGCAUGGCUGUGAAGGUCACCAUCGUGCACAACCACAACCACAGCGACCGCCUCCGGCGCAACAACGCCAUCAUGAGGGCCCUCUCGCCGGACGUUGGGCGCCGCGCCAUCGAUGCCGCGGGGAGUGAGCCCGAGCCGGAGCGCCUCCUCUUCCACCCGAAUUGCGGGCAGAAGGCCGCCAUCAUCAACGAGGGACGAACCGCCCUGCGCCCCCACGCCACGGACGAUUUCAACCACGGCGUGGUCCUGAGCAACCGGCCGCUGCGCAACGGCGAGGUCUUCCAGGUGCGCAUCGACAAGAUGGUCGACAAGUGGGCCGGCUCCAUCGAGAUUGGCGUCACCACCCACAACCCCACUUACCUGCAGCUGCCGUCCACCAUGACCAACCUGCGGUCAGGUACCUGGAUGAUGACCGGGAACGGGGUGAUGCACAAUGGAACAACCAUCUUGGACGAAUACGGCCACAACCUGGACCGCUUGAAGGCAGGAGACACUGUGGGUGUCGUGCGCAAGGAAGACGGGACGCUGCACUUCUUCGUCAACGGGGUGGCACAGGGCCCUGCCGCGUGGAAUGUCCCGCCCAACAUCUACGCCGUGGUGGACCUGUAUGGGCAGGCAGCUCAGGCUACCAUUGUGGAUGACACAGAUCUCCUUCCGCUCCCCGACGACCUCUCGGAAGGCAACAACCAGCUGUCUCCCAGCAGCCCGUCCUCGGUGGCCUCCGGGAGCGACCUGCGUUUCCACCACCUGCACGGCAACAACGCCGUCAUCACCAACGGGGGCCGCACGGCGCUGCGCCAGAACUGCCGGAGCGAGUUCAACGACGCCAUCGUCAUCUCCAACCGGCCCCUCCGAGACGGGGAGCUCUUUGAGAUCGUCAUUCAGAAGAUGGUGGAUCGCUGGUCUGGCUCCAUCGAAGCAGGAGUCACGGCCAUCCGCCCAGAGGACCUGGAGUUUCCCAACACAAUGACCGAUAUUGAUUACGACACGUGGAUGCUGAGCGGCACGGCCAUCAUGCAGGACGGCAACACCAUGCGCAACAAUUACGGCUGCGACCUGGACUCCCUGACCACCGGGUCGCGCAUUGGCAUGAUGCGCACGGCCAAGGGCGACCUGCACUACUUCAUCAACGGCGUCGACCAGGGGGUGGCCUGCUCGGGGCUGCCGCCAGGGAAGGAGGUCUACGCCGUGGUUGAUCUGUACGGCCAGUGUGUCCAGGUGUCGAUCACCAGUGCCACGGGGCCCAUGGACAACAGCCUGUCCACCAGCAACAUCACCGAGAAGUCGUUCCCCAUCCAUUCGCCAGUCCCCGGCGUCGCCCACCGUUUCCACAGCAGCUGCGGCAAGAACGUGGCCUUCCAGGACGACGGCUGCCGGGCCGUGCGGGUGGCUGGCUAUUGCCACGGCAUCGUCUUCAGCAUGAAGGAACUGAAGACGGACGAGAUCUUUGAGGUGAAGAUUGACGAGCUGGACGAGAAGUGGGCGGGCUCUGUCCACGUGGGCUUGACCACCCUGCUGCCCUUGGACACUCCUUACACGGUGGCGGGGCUGCCGUCGUCCCUCCUGGACCUCCGCUCCAAGGUGACCUGGCUGGUGACGGGCUCCGAGGUGCGUCGGAACGGCAUCCUCCAGAAGCAGAACUACGGGUGCUCUCUGGAGCGCCUUGGGGUGGGAAGUCGCGUGGGGGUGAAGCGCUGCACCGACGACACCAUGCACAUCCUCAUCGACGGAGAGGACAUGGGGCCGGCGGCGGCUGGAGUCGCCAAGAACGUCUACGUCGUGCUCGAUCUCUACGGGAGAGUCACGUCCGUCUCCAUCGUCAGCUCCACCGUGCUGGAAGAGGCAGACGGCACCAAGCCCCCCUCCGUCACCUCGGAGCCCUACAGCGAAGAGGAAGAGGAGGAGGAAGCGGCUACCCCCUGCGAGAACGAAGCGCCGGCGGCCACGUCCUCCAUGGAGUUCCUCGAGAACCACGGCAAGAACAUCCUUCUCUCCAACAACAACCUGACGGCCACGCGCGUCUCCAGCUACAACCAGGGCAUCGUGGUCGUGGCCCAGCCUCUGCCGCAGCAGCAGCUCUUCCAGUUCCAGAUUGACUCCCUGAAUCAGCAGUGGACGUCUUCACUCUCCCUGGGCGUCAUUGGCAGUUCUCCCGAGCGGCUCAAUUUCCCCGCCACGGCCUGCUCCCUCAAGCGCUCCACCUGGCUGCUGCAACGCGAUUCGGUCUUCCACAACUCCCUCAAGAUCUGUGAGAACUACGGCCCCAACCUGGACACCUGCCCCGAGGGGACGGUCCUGGGCCUCCUGGUGGAUUCCAGCAGCUGCCUCCAUCUCUACGUCAACGGCAUGGACCAGGGGGUGGCCGCGCAGGACAUCUUGAACCCCUGCUACGUCCUCAUCGACCUCUAUGGGCAGUGCGAGCAGGUUACCAUUGUGACGAACGACACUCCAGCCGUGGGCGCGGAAGGAGCCGACCCCCACAACCAGGGCGACAUGGAGAAGGCAGACAUGGUGGACGGUAUCAAGGAGAGCGUCUGCUGGACUCCCCCUGUAGACCUGAACACCAUGACCUGUGAAUACCACGCUCUCUGUGCCCGCUUCAAAGACCUCCUGCUGCUGCCCGACGACUACUUUGUGGAAGACCCCAAGUUCAGCCUCUGCUACUGCGAGUCGUGUCACAAGCUCCGGGGCGACGAGGCCUACUAUAAACGGGGGGAGCCUCCCCGGGACUAUGCUCUGCCUUUCGGAUGGUGCCGUUUCAACCUCAGGGUAAAUCCCCGGUUGGAGGUGGGCAGCACCUGUAAGAAAUGGCACAUGGCCUAUCACGGGACGAGCAGAUCCGUUCGGCGCAUGCUGGAUCAAGGAGAACUGGUGCCAGGAAGCACGUCGAUCCUGAGCUGCCGCCCGGUCAAGGCGGACCCGCAAGGCGGCGGGGGUGGCGGCGGGGGUAGCGGCGGCGGCAGUGGGGGGUACCACGAGCCCGAGGAGAACAGCUCCAGCCGCGAGGAUCUGCAGCGCGUCCUGCUGUCUCCCACGCUGCGCUACGCCGGACUGGAGCCUUUCGCCACCAAAGUGCAAUUCAAAGACCCAAAGUCCCACCGGCAGCACUCGGCCCAGGUGGCCUUCCAGGUGUGCGUCCGCCCCGGUCCUACAAAGUCUGCGCAGUCGCUGGCGGCCCCCGAGCCCCUGGACCCCCGCUUCAGCAGCGCGGACAUCGAGUGGGUCACCAAGGAGAAAGGUGCUACCGUCCUCUACGGGCUCCUCGUCCGCGUGGAGUGAGGACCUCCGCCCAGGAGCCAGGAGCGCUUAC